AUGAAGUUUGAAAAGCAGCCCGAGGGCAAGAGGGCAGAGUCAUCCAAGGUGGAGACCAAGGAGCCGAAAGUCGAGGAGGAGGCAGAGGUGGGAGAAGAGGACGAGGACGACAGUGAAGGUCUCAUUGAAUUCUUCAGUUCCUACCAGGAGCUCUUCCAGUUCUUCUGCAACAACACGACCAUCCAUGGGGCCAUCCGGCUGGUUUGCUCUAAGAGGAACAAGAUGAAGACCGCCUUCUGGUCGUUUCUCUUCUUCCUCACCUUUGGCCUCAUGUACUGGCAGUUUGGGAUCAUCUAUGCUGAGUACUUCAGCUUUCCCGUCAACCUGAACUUGAACCUCAACUCCGACAGGCUUACCUUUCCAGCUGUCACACUGUGUACCCUCAACCCCUAUCGGUACAGUGCUCUUCAGCAUGAUCUGGAAGACCUGGACCGCAUCACCCACCGGACACUGAUGGAUAUGUACAAAUACAACAUGCCAUUGCGGCAGAAAAAACGUAUGAGCCAGACUCGUCGGAAACGCAGAUCCAGAAGCCUGUACUACCACAUCCAACGGCACCCACUGCGUAGACAGAAGCGAGACGCUCAAGGCAGCGUGGAGAAUAACAAUCCCGAAGUGGGCAUGAACGACUGGAGAAUUGGCUUCAUCCUGUGGAAUGAAAACAAGACUGAUUAUUUCCACCAAAUGUACUCGUCAGGUGUGGACGCUGUACGAGAGUGGUACAGCUUCCAUUACAUCAACAUUCUGGCCCGGAUCCCUGCCACCAAGGACCUAGACGAGUCCAACUUUGAGAGCUUCAUCUACGCCUGCCGUUUCAAUGACGCGUCUUGCAGCGAAGCGAACUACACGCAUUUCCACCACCCCAUUUAUGGGAACUGCUACACCUUCAAUGACAAUAACGGCACCCUCUGGAUGUCUUCUCUGCCUGGGAUCAAUAACGGCCUCUCCCUGGUCGUCCGAACAGAGCAGAAUGACUUCAUCCCCCUCCUCUCCACGGUGACGGGGGCCCGAGUCAUGGUCCACGGUCAGAACGAGCCGGCUUUCAUGGACGACGGGGGUUUUAACGUACGUCCCGGCAUGGAAACCUCCAUCAGUAUGAGAAAGGAAACAACAAACCGCCUGGGAGGCACCUACAGCGACUGCACCGAAAACGGGAGUGACGUGCCAGUGAAGAACCUCUACCCGUCCCAUUACACUGAGCAGGUCUGCAUUCGUUCCUGUUUUCAGAAUAUCAUGGUGGAACGUUGCGGCUGCGGCCAUUACUUCUACCCGUUGCCACCUGGAGCAGUCUACUGCGACUACACUAAACACCCAGGCUGGGGUUAUUGUUAUUACAAACUCCAGGCUGAGUUCAAGGCCGGCCUCCUGGGCUGUUUCAGCAAAUGUCGGAAACCGUGCAAGUGAGUAGGUCUCCAAACUCGCGGAGGAUACCAGGGCUGGCCUGUCCUUCCCUUCCAGGCCUGGGUCUUUCACAUACUGACUCGGCAGAACAAGUACAACAUCACAUCCAAGAGGAAUGGAAUUGCCAAAGUGAAUAUAUUUUUUCAGGAGUGGAAUUAUAAAAGCAACGGGGAGUCUCCUGCUUUCACAGUGGUGACGUUGCUGUCCCAGCUGGGCAACCAGUGGAGCCUCUGGUUCGGUUCCUCCGUCCUCUCCGUCGUCGAGAUGGCCGAGCUGAUUUUCGACUUCCUCGCCGUCACCUGCAUCCUGGCCUUCCAGUGGGCCUACCUGCAUCGAUCCUCUGACCGCCCCGCCUCCGGCGGCCACGACAACUCCACCUUCUGCAGUGCACCUUCUAUGCCUGGCGCCCCAACGCAUCUGCCUGUUGCGUCCGGGGUGGCCCCGCUGCCUUCCUACAAUAGCUUGGAAUCGCUUGCCGUGCACAGCUUUCCCUCCAGUGGGAAAGAAGGCCCCGCUUGGGCCUGGUGGGCAUUACUGUUGGGAGAGGAUUUCAGCCAAUGCUCCCUCUAA
Molecule: messenger RNA, 1971 nt
Organism: Gekko japonicus
Lineage: Eukaryota; Metazoa; Chordata; Lepidosauria; Squamata; Gekkonidae
Gene: SCNN1A
Product: sodium channel, non voltage gated 1 alpha subunit
Exons: 12
Biological process (GO): sodium ion transmembrane transport
Cellular component (GO): membrane
Molecular function (GO): ligand-gated sodium channel activity
Source: RefSeq, a predicted model, not a curated record